Messenger RNA from Cuscuta europaea, 2438 nucleotides. The record is from the annotation of a GenBank genome assembly. NCBI's taxonomy places the organism in Eukaryota, Viridiplantae, Streptophyta, Magnoliopsida, Solanales, Convolvulaceae.
CCUAAAUCAAGGUGCCGGGAAGCUCCUCAGUCCUCACACAUGUCAUCUCCAUCACUUACCGCACCAUAGCUGCAGUUUUCCAUUGGGAUCAUAAUUGAGAUCAAGUCCUUCUAUAUAAAUUGACGUUAUUUUUGAGAAACAUAUGGUUUUGAUCGGUGAGGGCCCUACGGAUCAGAGGUUGCCUCCCGGAUUUAGAUUCCACCCGACUGACGAGGAGUUGGUUCUGUACUACCUGAAGAGAAAGGUCUGCCGCCGACGGCUUCUUCUUGAUGUCAUCGGCGAGACUGACGUCUACAAAUGGGAUCCGGAGGACCUUCCUGCCCCAGGGACAGAAAGCAUCCAAACAGUAGCAGAACAAAUAGAGCCACUGAGCAUGGCUACUGGAAAGUGACAGGGAAGGACCGCACUAUCACCUGUAAUUCCCGUGAUGUUGGCAUUAAGAAAACGCUAGUUUUUUAUAAAGGCCGUGCACCUAAAGGUGAAAGAACAGAUUGGGUGAUGCAUGAGUAUACCCUGGAUGAAGAGGAGUUGAGAAGAUGCCAAUCCUCACAGGAUUACUAUGUACUGUACAAGGUAUUUAAAAAGAGCGGUCCUGGUCCAAAAAUCGGUGAAGAAUAUGGUGCACCGUUUAAGGAGGAGGACUGGGCUGAUGAUGAAUGCUUGCAAGCUGUAACUAUUCACGUUGAACAGGAUAAGUCUCCCGAAAAGGUUAAUGAUGAUGGGCUGCCCGUGGUAGACGAACUUGAAGAACUCCUUAAUCGUUUAGCUGGUGAGCCUCCACUAACGGAAUUGAAUUAUUUAACAGAGAACACCUCAAGUGAUAUGACACAUUCAGGUGCCCUCAAGACGCUCCUACCUGAGGUCACAGUUGGUCCAGUUACCAAUGAAGGGGGGAAGGCUCAAGUAGUGGAAGAGGUUUUUCUUGAAGAUUCCUUGGAGGUGAAUGAUCUUGAUGGUCUAAGGCCCACAGGUGUCCAGAGCAUGGCAAUUCAACCAUUUGUUUCCUUGGACGGAUAUAACGAACUCGACAUUUACCAAGAUGCAUGUAUGUUUCUUCAUGAUAUGGGGGCUACUGGAAAGGACCGGGUUAGUGGACGAAGUGUGUUUCAUGUGACUAAUGACAUUACUAGCUCACACUUCACCAAUUCUGGUGAUUUUCAUCCAAUGGAGAUUAAUCCACAAUUGCAUAUAAAUGCUGGUAAUAAUUUCAACAACCAGCCGUGGAGUCAUGAACUAAGUUGUGGGAUGAUCAACUCCAUUGAAGUAAAGCAGUGCACCAUCCUCCCAAUGACAUCAGGUGUGGUAUAUGGUACUCAUUUGGAAAGUCAUCCUGUGAGUGCAAAUUUGACCCAGAAUACUACUACUACUACACAGGGUGAUACUACUACUACUACUACACAGGAUGAUGCUUCAAAGCACUCCAGCUUCUCAUCUGCUCUAUGGGCAUUUAUGGAAUCUAUACCAACCACUCAUGCUUCAGCUGCAGAAAGUGAUCCGGCGAGCAAGGCCUUCGAGCUAGGGCCUAGCUUCCAAAGACUCGGACUGAAUGCCAUUAAUAUUGCUGCAGCAGUUAGCAAUGCAUCGGCAGUUUCAGAAAGAUGCUGCGCUGUCAGUUGCAAUAAUGGAUUUUGUAGGUUAUUUUGCUUUUCUUUACUUGGAGUGUGCUGUGCGAUCCUAUGGAUGAUAUUUGUAGCAGCCUCAUAGUCCAUGGGGAUGAUAUUGGAUUAUUGGUCAAAGUACAUAUUUCAUAUGAAGUGUCCUUGAUAUUUUAGAGAGUUGGUGUAUCAACUAUCAACUGUAUCAAAGUGUUAUGCUAAUGAGUCAAGCUGUCAAAGUGUAAUCAUACAUAUAAUUAAUAAUAAUUAAGAGAAAAUUGCCUUUGGUAAGACUAAAACAUACAUUUCUUCCCAAAUAGGAGUAUAUGUUUGGUUUCCCCUAAAUAAGAUUGUUCAUUCCAUUUCUACCCCUAAUUAAAAAUUAAUUAAUUAACCUAAUUAAUUGCCCCUGGAUCCCUUGCAUAACCAAGGCAGUUUCUUGGUGGCGGAGCAGUUGCGGCGGCGGCAGAAAAUUCCGGCGGUGUGGCAGCGGUGUAGCCAGAUUUUUGGGCAGCUCAUCAGGAAUUUGUUGGAAAAUUUUUCAGGCUUUGUAGGCUUAUUAGCAAACUUUUCACCAAACAAAUAACUUUUAAUUUCGUGCGCUAAAUUGUGUAAUAAUAAGAAACAGUAAGAUUAAAGUUACUUUCUUGUAGGGAUGGACUCGGGUCCGGGUCGGGCCUAGGCCCAGGCGGGCCGGCGGGUCAGAAAUGGUGGACCCGGGACCGGCCCGGGUAACCACCGGGUCCGGUCCGGGUCUGGGCCGGGCCGGGCCGGGCCCAUUAUAUUUUUUUUGUUUUCCUCUCCAAAUUAACCCCCCUCCCACCCCCAACCCCCCAAAUCACC